GCGCGCCCGCCCGCGUGACGCCAUGGCGAUGGCGGGGGAGGCGGCGGCGCUGCUGGCGGCGGCGCGGGCGGAGCUGCGGGCGCGGCGGCUCUCGGCGGCCGAGGAGCUGCUCAGCCGCUGCAUCGCCGGCGGCGCCGCGGGCGAGCUCGCCACGGCGCUCAACGACCGCGGGCAGGUGCGCUACCUGCGCGUGGAGUUCGCCGCCGCCCUGCAGGACUUCACGGCCGCCAUCGAGUGCCAGCCCGGCUUCGAGGUGCCGUACUACAACCGCGGGCUGGUGCGCUACCGGCUGGGAGACUUUGAUGAGGCCAUGGAAGAUUUCAGGAAAGUAUUAGAGUUAAACCCCCAGUUUGAAGAUGCUGCAUUGAGUCUAAAACAGGCUAUUCUUGAUAAAGAAGAAAAACAGAAGCGAGGUUAUUGAAAAUUCAGGUAGUGAUAUAAUGUAAUGUGAAAAUACUCCCCUAAACAUGUGAUUUUGGUCGUUGAUGGAUAAAACAGAAGAUCAUUUACAUCUGUUGAAGAACUUCAUUCUUGGGUGAGCAAGUUAAAAAUUGAUUAUGAUUGCAAAAUAAACUAGAUUUGGUAUUUUUGGUCUUGAGGGAAAAUAUAAUGUUGAUCUCUGUGAGACACAUGUACAGAUUUUGUACAGAAAUACUUGGUUAUUCUAUAAUAAAUUAUUGUUCAGAUUAAUUGAAAAUAAAAAAAAAAAGAACGUGUAUUAUUUA
Oenanthe melanoleuca is the source of this 725-nucleotide messenger RNA. It is a transcript of the gene TTC32, whose product is annotated as tetratricopeptide repeat domain 32. The coding region runs from base 23 to 421 and encodes 132 amino acids. The transcript is spliced from 3 exons. Lineage: Eukaryota; Metazoa; Chordata; Aves; Passeriformes; Muscicapidae. The record is from RefSeq and is a predicted model, not a curated record. Gene Ontology annotation, molecular function: protein binding.